CGUUACAUUGCCACUCCAACCUUCCAAGUGUAUCUUAGAGCCACAAGGAGAUAUUAAAUAGGUGGAGAGGAUUUUACUCGAGAAGGGAAGACAAGGAUUUGCAGGAGGCAUUGCUUCGAGCUAUGUCCCUGAGUCCAAAGCAUACUACACCUUUCUCCGUCACGGACAUACUCAGUCCUUUGGACCACGAUACUUACAAAAGAACGACGAUAGAGGCUGCUAUUCCCCCUCUUAAUCCGUACCGAUCGUCACAGCAUCCACAGAGUAUGAACGGAACUGGAGCUAUGAAUUUACCGGUCACCAAUCCUUACCAUAAUUAUGGAGUACCUCCGCUAUCGCACCACACCCCGAGUUACCCAUCCGCUUACUGUAAUGGUUCGGAUCUGGGCUACGGGGAUCCUACCCGCCAUUCGGCGUCGAGUUGGUAUGGAACCAGCAACGAUCCCAGAUUGACAUUUCCCAGACUAACCAUGAAUGCUGCCAGUUCUUGUGCCAUGUCAUCUAUGUCGAUGCCCUCAUCAAUGAUGGGUGCCGACCAAUACAGUAAUUAUAAAACGGGCAUGCAGUUUCCCUUAACUCAGAGACGAAAAAGGCGAGUGCUAUUUUCUCAGGCACAAGUAUAUGAACUCGAGAGACGUUUCAAACAACAGAAAUAUCUCUCCGCACCUGAAAGAGAACAUUUAUCAAGCAUGAUUAAUUUGACACCUACUCAGGUCAAAAUAUGGUUUCAGAAUCAUCGUUACAAGCACAAACGCAUGUCCAAAGACAAGGACAAGUCGGAUCAGAAAUCGGAAUCAUCGUCGGAAAGGCAGAGUUCACAGAAUCAGUCACAAAACCACAGCUCUAGCUCAUCUGGAAGUGGAAGUUCGAAUCCUUCGCCUAGAAGGGUUGCCGUUCCUGUUUUGGUAAAGGACGGAAAACCUUGCAGUAAUUCAAAUGACAAUCCGAGCAACCAGCAGCAAGGUCACACAAAUACUUCAUCAACAGGUCAUUCACACGGCUCAGCAAAUUCAUCUAUACAGUCUCCAUCUUCCAUGCAUUCCUCUUGUGCUGUGUCCUCAGCCAAAAACUUGAUUCACGUGAAUUCACUCGGCUCGCCGACAUUGUCCGAAAUGUCCGGAACAAUUUCUGCCAAUAGUGUUAAUUCUCAAAACCCUUUAUCUCACAAUUUACUGACUAACGGACUUGGAUACGUUUCUACGAGUGUUAAUGGAUCCACACUAUCCUCGUCACCCUAUUUGAUGAACGGAAGAACCUGGUAAAAAAUCAAACUCAUCAAAUUUUAAUCAAGACUUUUGUUAUUUACAUAAUAUAUAAACUAUGAGUUUUUAUACUCUACGUACCGAGUGGAGCAAGAAAAUAGAAUGGAUUCUAAAUAAUUAUUAUGCUGUGUGUGUUGAAAAAUCAUAAAACUUUUAUAUGUUCAGCUGGUCUUUGAUAGCGACUCCCAUAAACACUUUGUUAUCAACGUGAGAUGUAGGUUUCACUCCCUCUUGUUCAAAUUUGUUCUCGGCAAUAAAAUAAAACGAAACGAAACAUAAAAGACUGUAAGUUUGUUUCAUUUACCUCAUUUUUGUUUUAAUGCCGAUUUUAUUAAUUUUUUUUCAUAUCUAUGUGCUAUUUAUUAUUGGUCGUGCUUAUCACUAAGAUUAUCAUUAUCAUAUUACAUCCAAUAAUAAUAUCAGUUUAUCAAUGACAGUUCCCGAUAAAAUGGCAGAUUUCAAUAUUUGAUUACUGGUACAUAAUACUUGAUUCAUAAUGCAUUUUAGAAUUUUAUCUCUUACUCUACCAUGGGAAUUCAUAUAACGUGCCCUUUAAGAUAAAACCAAACAAACAAGAGUUUCUGUGAAACGGUCGCAAUUUCUUAAUGUCUUUUCUCAAGUAUCUGACUAUCACAAAUCAUGCAUAGACUCACAUUCUGAAUGUGCUAUUGUAUUAUUACAUGCGAGAUU
Messenger RNA from Patella vulgata (common limpet), 1952 nucleotides. RefSeq names its product homeobox protein Nkx-2.1. The transcript is spliced from 2 exons. NCBI's taxonomy places the organism in Eukaryota, Metazoa, Mollusca, Gastropoda, Patellidae. Gene Ontology annotation, biological process: cell differentiation; regulation of transcription by RNA polymerase II. Gene Ontology annotation, molecular function: RNA polymerase II cis-regulatory region sequence-specific DNA binding; DNA-binding transcription factor activity, RNA polymerase II-specific. Gene Ontology annotation, cellular component: nucleus. The coding region runs from base 123 to 1262 and encodes 379 amino acids. The record is from RefSeq and is a predicted model, not a curated record.